Messenger RNA from Notechis scutatus (mainland tiger snake), 6683 nucleotides. The record is from RefSeq and is a predicted model, not a curated record. Lineage: Eukaryota; Metazoa; Chordata; Lepidosauria; Squamata; Elapidae.
AGGCGGCGGCGGGCCUGGCGCUGGGGCAGCUUCGGCGCGCCUGGCUGGGCCCGGCGGCCCGGUUGGGGACGGGAGGGUGUUCUCGCGGACUCGGCCACCCAGCUGCCUGUGUCGCCGGAAGACCGCAGGGAUCAGGCCUCGAGGUAGCUGACGGGGUUCGGAAGGCGCUCCUCAGGCUUCGCUUUUCAGGCGCGCGUAACCCGAGGCCAUGGUGACCGACUUCGACGAGAAGCACGACGAGCACUUGGUGCUGCUGCAGCAGAGAAACAGGAUCCUGAAGGCCCUGGAGAGGAAGGACCCUCUGCAGCUCCGGCUGAAGCAGCUGGAGCAGGGCUUCACUUUGUACGUGAACGGUGCCAACUCGGAGGCGAGCCGCGGCCGCAAAGUCAGCCCUCCGGCCCUUCUCGGGAGCGGCGGCGCGCGAACCCCCAGAGCGAACCCUGUGAGUACCAAAGACCUGUUAAAACAAGAAGAACAGCGAGAGAGGAGCACCCAAAGUGCACCUAGUAAAAUCCAACGUCGGGAAUGGCUCCAGAAAGCCGUGCAGAUCAAGACAGAAACUGGAUCUAGGCUCUGCAUUGCUCCCCCUUGUGAGUAUUCAGAGGAUUUUGAAUCUGAGGAAAGUUUAGAUCUUCAGACAACUGGCUGUGAAGAGAAUGGUACUUUCCAGGAACUCCGGCAAAGCUUGGAGUUUGGCAAGAGCCAAAACAAGGUGAAAGGGGAAUGUUCCGAGGAUUCUGACUCCAUUGAGGAGGAGGUUCCCACUGAAGUCCCUGAGGAGAAAGAACCCACUGAAUGUCUGGGAGGGGCCGCUGAGCCGCUCCUUGCCAAAGCAGUGCUCUCCCCUCUGCCUGGCGCAGGCUCUGCUCCGGCCGCUGAGCCUCUUGUGUUGGAGUUCAAGCCAACCUGCCCAGGUGUUAAGAAGGAGCAAAGUCUCUCUGCAAAAAGGAAGGGCACUGCUGAAACCUACAUGCCCAUCAAGCCCAUGAGUCCGGCAGCUGCAGGUCGUUGGUACCUGGAAGAACAGGAAGGAAACGCCUCCAGACCAAUAAGCCGAUCAGAAAGACCACUCUCAGCUGUUCGCAAAAAUGUGUGCGAGAAGAAGGAUCCAGCACAUGCUGCUUCCAUUGUCCUCAAAGCUAUGCAAGCAGAAAAUGAGACGCUACAAAAGGAGGUGCUCUGUAGGCAACUGGAGGUUUCUGCAGAGUCACUGCUGGCUUCCGGUUCUGCAACAGUGGGCCUUCCUCCAAAACAGCAGGAGGAUGUAGUUGUCUCCACAGCUCUGGAACAGAUUGGACUUCUGGAAAACAGGCAACAAAAGAAACUUCUCAAAGCUCUCCAAAAGACCGAGACUUUGUCCGUCUGCCGUGGCCCUGCAGCUUUGGGCUUUGGACAGCUACAGCUUCCUGUUCCGGGCCAUGUGGGAUUGGAAACGGAGGUCCAGGAUGCCAUCUAUAUUACUCUAGAGAUCCUCUCCAACUGGGGAGACGUGUCCCGUGUGGGUCUGACAGAAGUGGAGUUCUUUGAUUUGAAUUUUGAGAGAGUAUUUGUGUCUCCUCACGAUGUGGACAUCCGACAUGCGGAUCCACCUGGAGAGCUGAGCUGCUUAGUUAACCGAAGCACAAAUGUUCCCAGAGAGCUUCUCCCCUGGUCAUGCCUCUUCCAGCCUCCGGUGCAGCUGUACUUCAUUGUCCGAAACCCCAGCCUCUCAGGAGACUUUGGCCUAUCCAGAAUCAGGAUCUGGAAUUACAGCUCGACCGUUCGUGGUGAUCUGAAUAUUGGAGCCAGAAAUAUUAUUGUAUAUGUUGAUGGGUGUCUAAUCUUUGCUGGGGAGCUGCAGAAGGGCUGCUUGGCUCAUGAUCCUGAUGGCAAUGGCUGCACCUCCAUUGAUCUCCCAACGGACCUUCCCCUUCCUCCAAAGGGAAAGAUAGACAAGAAUUGGGCUUCUGCAGAUCCAAGAGAGGAGCUUGACAAGCUGCUGCUGUUCGAUUGGAAGCCUUCUAUAAAAGAAAACUGCCUUGAGGAAAAAGAGGGAACUGGUGAUUCUGAUCUGCAACCCAACCCAAAGAUCAGCAGCCUCAUCUCGUGGGAGACUGCAAGGUGUGUCUCCCCUGAGGAUGACAGUUCCCUGAGUGAGAAAACGGAAGAAUAUUCUCAAUCAGCCACUUUGACUUCCCCUGAUAUUCUGACUUCUCCUGAGGCAAAGGGGGAGAUGCAGCUUAGCUGUGGAAAGCAAAAACCGCCUCCUUUGGGAUUACAAGUCCAGCUGCCUUCAGAGAGCAUCAAGAGAGGCUGUCUAAGAACACCUGAUGGGAGUCCCCAUCUCUCUCCAACUGAGGAACAGCAAACCAGCAGUGAGGCCCCAGAGGCAGGCAAGAGACCCUCAGACGAGAACCAGGAGUCCAUUCCUGACCUGGAUUUCUUGAAACCACUUCUUUAUAAACACGGUGGUCCAACUGAGUUACUUCGCCCUGAUCAAGAUCUGAAAGACAGAGAGCAGGAAGAAUUCAGCCACCCCUUCUACACAGAGAAAGCUUCCCUUGACAAAGAGGAGCUCUUCCCAGCCAAAGGCAGCACGAGGCCCUCGAGAGCCAAGUGGGGCACUUCUCAGGAGUACAUGCUGCAGGAAUCUUGGAAUUCAUUAUUGAAAUUCAAUCGUUUGCAUCGUGGUCGAAUCUCUAACAUGGAUUUCCAAGGUGACAUUUUUGAUGAGUUUCUCCAGCAGCAGAAAAUUAGCCGGCAAGAAGAUCAGAAGCUCAGGAUAAAGGACCAGACACGGGGGCUGCCAGUGCAGAAGGCGGCCAACAGCUACUUAGAUCUAGAAGAUGAGAGCGAAUUUAAAAUCCCCAUCUUACCUCAUGGUCAGCACUUAAAAAUUGAUAUCAGGUCAACCUGGGGAGACAGACACUAUGUUGGUCUGAAUGGACUUGAGCUGUUUAGCUCAAAAGGUGAGCCCAUCCAGAUUGUAAAAAUCACUGCCAACCCACCUGAUAUCAACGUCUUGCCUGCGUAUGGCAAAGACCCCCGGAUAGUAACUAAUCUGCUGGAUGGAGUGAACCGGACACAGGAUGACAUGCACCUCUGGCUGGCUCCCUUCACUCCAGGAAAAUCACACUGUGUUUGCCUGGACUUUGCAAAGCCAUGUGAGGUAGCCAUGAUUCGCAUCUGGAAUUACAACAAGUCUCGCAUCCAUUCCUUUCGGGGGGUGAAGGACCUCUCCAUUCUCCUGGAUGAAUGCUGCAUUUUCCAAGGAGAAAUCGCCAAGGCUUCAGGGACACUUGCUGGAGGUCCAGAACAAUUUGGAGACACCAUCCUGUUCACAACUGAUGAGGACAUUCUCGAGGCCAUUUACUGUUAUGAUGAGUCCUGCGAGGACGAAAUUGAAAGCAGGUGCAGCUUCAGCUACGAGGAGGAGCUGAAGAGGCCGAGAACAGCUGAUGGAGAAGGGGACGAGAGGCCCUUCACUCAGGCGGGUUCCAGGACAGAAGACAAGCUGAGUGAGGAGCAAAUUGCAGGGUCAGAUUCCCUCUCCGAGGUCAUGACAAGCAGAGAACCUGGAGUCUACUCUGGAAAAUGCCUGUUGCUGAAUUUCACCGCUUCUUGGGGAGAUUCACAUUACCUUGGACUGACAGGGCUUGAAGUGGUCGGAAAGGAUGGCCAAGCAAUCCCAUUUUCUGUGGAUCAGCUUUCUGCUUCUCCUCAGGAUCUCAAUGAUCUUGUGGAGUAUGUGGAUGAUUCAAGGACCUUAGAUAAAUUGAUUGAUGGAAAAAACAUCACUAUGGAAGAUAACCACAUGUGGCUCAUUCCCUUUUGCCCGGGAGAAGAUCACCUGGUAACCAUCCAUUUUACCCAAGUAGAAAAUAUUGCGGGGCUUCGCAUCUGGAACUACAACAAAUCUCCUGAGGACACCUAUCGAGGGGCAAAGAUGGUCCAGGUGUGGUUGGACGGCUGCUGCAUUUCCCCUCCGGGGGGCUUUCUUAUUCGCAAAGGACCAGGCAACUGUCACUUUGACUUUGCUCAAGAGAUCCUCUUCAUCAACUACCUUGUGGGUCCCACAGUUGCUCCAGCAUGUGAGGGGAGUGAAGUGAAGAAGAGGGAGCAAAGCAGUAUGGAGUACGAAGCACCACUGAUGCCGUGUGGAUUCAUUUUCCAGUUCCAGCUACUCACGAGUUGGAGUGAUCCAUAUUACAUUGGUUUAAAUGGGCUGGAGCUGUAUAAUGAACACGGAGAGAAGAUUCCUUUAAAUCAGAACAACAUUGCAGCUUUUCCUGACAGCGUCAAUGUCCUGGACGGAGUCUGUGGAGAUAUUCGAACACCAGACAAGCUCAUUGACGGUGUGAAUCACAGCAAUGACGGAAGGCACAUGUGGCUUGCACCAAUUCUGCCAGGGCUGGUAUGGUUCCCUCUUGCAUUCUGUCACAGGCACUGCCCAACAGUCUGUCCAAAAGACCAGGUGAAUCGAGUUUACAUUAUCUUUGACUUGCCAACUACCAUUUCCAUGAUCAAGCUGUGGAAUUAUGCAAAAACUCCACAGCGAGGAGUCAAGGAAUUUGGACUCCUUGUGGAUGAUUUACUGGUAUACAACGGCAUUCUCGACCUGGUGAGCCACCUGGUCCCUGGCAUUCUUCCUACCUGUGAGCCUGUCGUUCCCCAUCACACCUUCCUCUUUACAGAGGACGAGAAGAUCUGCAGGCAGGAGAGGAGCACCAUGGUUAGCAACCAAAUGGAAGACCAGGAGGUGCGGCUGACGAAUGAAAAGCACCUUAUAUCCUCUUCCCGAAAGAAGCAACAGGGAGCUGCUGAUCCAGCUCUUCGUCCUAAAACCUGCAUUCAAGAUAAAGGACCAUUGCGGAGAACCAGACAGUGAGGAAAGAACAGGGUGGCCAGCCUUCUACUGCCCAUUGGCUGCCCAAGAAGAGAGAGAAGCCUGCACCACUGGCACCCAGUUCCCAACCGGAAUCACGAGGGGGAACUCUGGGUGGGAAUGAACUGGCUGUUGGUGCUGCUGAGACCAUCAGAAGCACUUCUGUCACCUGCAGGUUGAUUGUAGUUCUCUUUGCUUCUCCUUCUCACAAGAGGCUUUGGCUGAACUCGAGCAGGCUUGGAUGUGUGAUGUGGAAAGAGGAUAGGCAACAGCCCAGCCCUGGUUCACAAGCUUGAGAGGAGGGGAGCUUUCUGUAACUUCCACAGGGAGCCUUAGGGGUGCCUUUGGUGAUGCGGGGAGAAAAGAAGGGCCAACGUGGGUGCCAUUAAGGACAAAGGAGCACACAGCUCCCUUUUACCCUUGUGCGCGUGCUUCACUAACAUGCACAUCAUGUAUUUUCCCUGCAGUUUCAGAGAAAGUAUUUCAGCCACUUUAGAAAUUAACGGCAUCAAAGCCCGUAGGAGUGCCACCUUCAGCGGCCAGCCCAAAGGCCUUCCUGUGCAAUAGCUACAGUGGCUGAAAGUGGCUGAGGGCUGGGGUCACAGCCAAAUGUGACUAAGAGAAAGACCAGCUGCAACUCCCAUGCCCAGGAGCUCAACUGCCAUGGGCUGCCCCGCUUCUAAAGUGGAAUGAGCAGAGAAGCUUGGUACCUUUCUUGGCAUUUCUUACAAGGUUGCCUUCUAUCCUUGGAGGCAUCUCCUGAAACCAAGCCAGAAGGCAGAAAGUGGCCUAGGUCUCCUUGAACAGCAAGUGCCUUACUUAAAAUGUUCCCAGUUGCAGCGUAUCAACUGCUCGCAAGUACCAGAUUCUCAUGGUUGUGGUUACUCUUUACUGUUUGUCACACAGUACACAUAAACCCAGAUUAUUUCUUUUUGUCUCGUUAGCCUAUUAACCUCAUUGACUUGAGCCCCCUUGGCUAGCACAAAGGAUGCCCAGGGAGGCUGCCCUUUGACUUUGGAAGAAAAUGAAGAAAGCCUGGCAGGCCAAUCGCUACAAAAACUAUGAAGCUGACCUUUGGGCUUACUGCCACCAUCACUGUGUCCCGUUUCUGCCAUUUCUGUAGCUUGAGCACAGGGUCCAAGAGCUGGUCCUGCAAAGAAUGAGGAUCUGUGCCUUGUCUCUUCAACAGAGUUGGCCCAGCCCUAUUCGCUUACCAUGGCAACUUUUGUAACUUGGCCUUGGCAGAGCUUUUGCUAAGCCUUCACAAGCAUUGCCUAAAUGCCAGAGAACUACGAGGGCACAACUUAAUACAUCCCUCCCCCCAAAAAAGAUCUGGACCUGUUUUGAAGGAUCACAAGUUUAUUUUUUCUAGAUAAAUAUUUUUUUGGCAGACAACUCGUCUCUGCUUGCAACAGAGAUGGUGUCUUGCACACAGUAUGCAUUUUAGUUGGCGUUUUCCGUCGUAGGAGCAACUCUGGUUUCAGGUUAGGCUCAGAGUGAGGUUGCAGAAUAUGAAGUUGAACCUCAGCUUUUGUUGACAUGCAUUUCCCCAACAUCACAUGAGAUCAUUCUCGGUCCCUAAAUGUUGCUGAAGUAGACUGAGAAUGGGAAGAGAUUAUGAGUGGUUUUUACUAACAGGGCUUAAAGUAUUUUUAUAGCCUAGCAAGGGUUAUUUUUCCCCCCUAUGUCCAACAAUAGCAGUACUAAAACUUCUCAGGUGAAACAAAGAAUUAUGGUUGAGAACAGGAUUGGAAAGAUCCAGUUUUGUGACAAGAUUGAUUGCUUAGUGCUAAGAAUAAAUUCCUGGCUUUGAACACUA